GGUUUUGUUGAUGUUUUACUUUUGGCCGGUUUCUCUCCACGAUUUGGGUCCUCAUAUAGAAGCAAUCAAUGCCCUCACAAAGCCAAAGCAAACCAAAAAUCAGAUGGCUAGCUUUCUUCUCAACACCUUGAGAAACCCCAGUGUUUUCGCUUCCUCUUCCUCCAAUGGGUCUCUUCCAACUUCCAGUAAUCAAGUAUCUCAAUCGGGGAAAGGAGGUCCAGUCAUUAUUGAGCUUCCCCUUAAUCAAAUUCGGAGACCUUUAAUGCGUACAAGAGCUAAUGAUCCACAGAAGGUGCAAGAACUCAUGGAUAGUAUUGCCCAAAUUGGUCUUCAAGUACCCAUUGAUGUGCUUGAGGUUGAUGGAGCUUAUUAUGGAUUUUCUGGAUGUCAUCGCUAUGAGGCUCAUCAGCGCUUAGGGCUUCCAACUAUCCGUUGCAAGAUACGUCGAGGAACUAAAGAAACCUUAAGGCAUCACCUUCGAUGAGUUGGUAAUGGCUAGGCCAAUUGUUAUUUGAGAUGUCGUGUUGAUGGUUUAUCUUAAAAGGUAACGCUUUCAUGUUACAUGCUUGUAUAAAUAUAUCAAGUGUAUCGUAAAUAAGACACAUGUAGUUUGGUAGACAUGUUAUUACUAUUGUGUUAAUAAUUAAAUAUUUGGUUUGUAAUUAUAGAAUACAAUGAAUUGUGUUGUAAAGUACAUACUUAGGCUAUGUUU
Lactuca virosa is the source of this 712-nucleotide messenger RNA. NCBI's taxonomy places the organism in Eukaryota, Viridiplantae, Streptophyta, Magnoliopsida, Asterales, Asteraceae. The record is from the annotation of a GenBank genome assembly.